UUUCUUUUCUCUCGUGAAUUGUAUAUUAAAUGCAAUUUUAUAAUUGAAAGUUGAUUCGAUUUCAUCUGAUCUGAUCAAUGCAAUGGCAGAUUCUACAGAGAAACCAAUGGAUAAAAGGGAGAGAGCUAAAGAACGUAGAGAGAAACGUCGUCAAGAGAUCUCUCUAAUUCGAUCUAUUCCUUAUUCAGAUCACCAGAGGUGGUGGUCUGCGGAAACUAUAGCUGUGGUAACCGGUGCAAAUAGAGGAAUUGGAUUUGAGAUUGCUCAUCAGCUGGCAUUGCAAGGGAUAACAGUCGUUCUUACAUCAAGAGAGAUUGCUGUUGGUGAAGAAUCAGCAAAGGUCCUACAAGAAGGCGGCUUGAAAGUGGUCUUCCAUCAACUGGAUGUUCUAGAUCAAGAAUCAAUCGAUACCUUUUGUGCCUGGAUAAAAGAAAACUAUGGUGGUAUAGAUAUUCUGAUUAACAAUGCAGGAUUCAACCAUAAUGUCGGGUCAGAGAAUUCUGUUGAAUUUGCUGAUAAAGUCAUCGCUACAAACUAUAAUGGCACCAAAAAUAUGAUUAAAGCCACCAUCCCAUUGAUGAAGCCUAACCCUGCAGGUGCUCGAAUUGUUUCAGUAAGCUCGAGACUAGGAAGACUUAAUGGCAGGAAAAAUAGAAUUUCUGAUGAUGAAUUGAGACAACAACUAGAAGACCCUGACUCAAUAACAGAGGAGCUAAUUGAUGGAACAGUGAAUAAGUUCCUGGAACAAGUGAAAGAUGAGAGUUGGACCUCUGGAGGAUGGCCUCAAAACAAUACAGACUAUUCACUGUCAAAACUUGCAGUGAAUGCAUACACAAGGCUGGUGGCCCGGGAACUUGCAGAUCGACCAGAAGGUGAAAAGAUUUACAUCAACUGCUACUGCCCAGGUUGGGUCAAGACUGCCAUGACUGGUUGGGCAGGUCAGAUUACACCUGAAGAAGGAGCUGACACAGCAAUAUGGCUUUCCUUGCUUCCAGAUAUGCGUAUAAGCGGCAAAUUCUUUGCUGAAAGGCGUGAAAUACAUUUCUGAUAGUAGUCACCUUGAAGUAUGCCAUAUACACCUUCCUUGACUAAAGAGCAUUAUACGUGAAAGCUAAAUUUGAUUUAAUGAUC
Molecule: messenger RNA, 1131 nt
Organism: Erigeron canadensis
Lineage: Eukaryota; Viridiplantae; Streptophyta; Magnoliopsida; Asterales; Asteraceae
Product: carbonyl reductase [NADPH] 1-like
Exons: 4
Coding region: 83-1048 (321 amino acids)
Cellular component (GO): membrane
Molecular function (GO): oxidoreductase activity, acting on the CH-OH group of donors, NAD or NADP as acceptor
Source: RefSeq, a predicted model, not a curated record